Molecule: messenger RNA, 3143 nt
Organism: Hippocampus comes (tiger tail seahorse)
Lineage: Eukaryota; Metazoa; Chordata; Actinopteri; Syngnathiformes; Syngnathidae
Gene: syt10
Product: synaptotagmin X
Exons: 7
Coding region: 360-2033 (557 amino acids)
Biological process (GO): calcium-ion regulated exocytosis
Cellular component (GO): exocytic vesicle; plasma membrane
Molecular function (GO): clathrin binding; SNARE binding; phosphatidylserine binding
Source: RefSeq, a predicted model, not a curated record
UAACAGCACGAGGUUGAAAACGUAAGGGGGAUUUCUCCUAUGGCGCUCUCUAGCAGAAGCUCUUGUUUAAAUAUACGACAAUCAUUCUGCUCUGUUCAGUCGGCGCUACAGGUGCACAGUGCCCCGAGAGGAGGGGGUGGUCCCACGGAAGGUGGGAGGUUGUACUGCUGGCGCGCAACAGGUCCGCCUCACUGUCUCACACUCAACAGAUGUGCGGAGUCUGCCGGCUCUGCGCGCUGCUUGUUGCGCUCACUCGCCUCAACACCAUCACCACCACCGCUGCUGCUGCAGCGAGCGUGGAUGCCGAUGCAGCCGCCAGCAGCCUCCGCCUCAAGGCAGCCCUGUGACCGUUGGGCCAGAUGAACCCCCGCCGCCCCGGCUCCUCCUCGGCCUCCUCUGGCAUACAAUGGCUUAACAGAAGAGACAUGAGCGUCCGCAACGGGGACGGCGUCACGCUGUGCCAGAGGGCUCUGCAGAUUGUGACGGACCUUUGCCUCACCGGACAUGUGGACCGGGAGAAAUGUUCGGAUAUUUUCCCCCUGGAGAGCAGCAGCAUACCAGGUAAAGGACACGCAGACAUCUCCAUCAGCCUUUUGGCCGUGGUGGUGGGCUUCUGUGGCCUUGCCUUGCUGGUGGUAUCUCUCUUUGUCUUUUGGAAGCUGUGCUGGCCUCUCUGGAGGAGAAAGGCAGUGACAGUUCACGGGGGAAACGUCGGGCUUCACGUCGCCUUUCCCGAAGCGCCUCCGAUUAACUCGCCACCCUUGCCGGAAAAAGCGGUGCCACUGGAAGAAAAAAAGAAGUACUCGCCCGAGGUGAAGUUAAACAAUCGGAACUCCAUCAAGCUCCUGGAGGCGGCCAUGAAGAUCAGCCAGACAUCGCCGGACAUCCCGGCCGAGGUGCAGACCACCCUCAGAGAGAAGCUAAGCCAUCAGGCCAAGAUUCAGAGGCAAACCACUGAGCCGACGUCGUCCUCCAGGCACAAUUCCUUCCGGCGCCACCUGCCACGCCAAAUGAACGUCAACAGCUUUGACUUCAGCAUGGACGCAAUGCCUUUCCGACAGUCCUCCACGGCGAGCAUCGGAAGAAUCAAACCGGAACUCUACAAGCAGAAGUCUGUGGACUCGGAGGGCGAGCCCAGAGAACCCGUUGAGAUUUGCGGAAAGCUCAGCUUCUCGCUGCGUUACGACUACGAGGAGCAGGCACUGGUGGUGACGAUCCUAAAAGGCUUGGACCUCCCAGCUAAAGACUUCACAGGAACCUCGGACCCCUACGUGAAGAUCUACCUGCUCCCAGAGAGGAAGAAGAAGUUCCAGACACGAGUCCACCGCAAGAACCUGAACCCGACGUUCGAUGAGACCUUCCGCUUCCCCGUGGUGUAUGACGAGCUCUGCGACCGCAAGCUGCACCUGAGCGUCUACGACUUUGACCGCUUCACCAGCCACGACAUGAUCGGCGAGGUGGUGGUGGACAACCUCUUUGAGCUCUCUGACCUUUCUCGUGAGGCAGUGGUGUGGAAGGACAUCCACGCUGCAACCACGGAGACCGUUGACUUGGGAGAGAUCAUGUACUCGCUGUGCUACCUCCCCACAGCGGGGAGGAUGACUCUGACGGUCAUCAAAUGCCGAAAUCUCAAAGCCAUGGACAUCACAGGCUCUUCAGAUCCAUACGUCAAAGUCCACCUGAUCUGUGAUGGACGCAGGCUGAAGAAACGGAAAACCACGACCAAGAAGAGCACUCUGAACCCGGUGUACAACGAGGCCAUCAUCUUUGACAUCCCCCCGGAAAAUGUGGAACAAGUCAGCCUCUCCAUCAUGGUGAUGGAUUACGAUCGGGUUGGACACAACGAGGUGAUCGGUGUCUGUCGCGCCGGGCCGGACGCCGAAGGCCUCGGACGGGAUCACUGGAAUGAAAUGUUGGCUUACCCUCGAAAACCCAUCACCCACUGGCAUGCCCUAGGAGAGUGGCCUGGAAGAGAGGCGAGCUUCGAGAGUCAAGCUUCAUGUCCGUCACCCAAACCUCCACAGACGCCGUGACAUCGUGCCAAUAAGAAUAGAUGAAGUUGAGUGCAGGUUGCAUGCACCUGAAUCCACCACGCGACACCAUUUCUAUCAACUUUCUGGCUUUCACUUUAACAAAACCUAAUUCGACGAUCCUGUCCUGAUAUUCCAGACAUUUUUCACACCCUAACAUUUUACUCUGAAAUGGCACAAGGUGUAAGGGCUACUUGGCUCUGUGCCAUACAGGCAUUCACUGAGUAAAAAAAAAAAUAUAUCCUGAAUGCACCAGGGCUGGCUUCAUCUCUCAGUCAUAACACAACCAGAUCACACCAAUAGAUCGAGAGAAUGUAGCAGAUACAUGUAGCAGACAAAGAGUAUGUACAAAUAAAUGAAAGAAUAUUCUAUUGACUCCCCCCAUGUGAUUACUCCUGCCUGUAGUGAGUUGAUUAUUCAGUCUACAAUCAGGGUCAACGUAAAAAGUGAAGUGAUUGUUCCGUGCUUUGGUUUUACAUUCAACUGAAUAACUCGACAGCCUUACAUACGAACUAGUACAUAAUAGAUAUAUAUGUACCGUACAGUGAGUUUUCAAUGGAUGUUUUUAAUGUGGAUGAGAUUUAAUGUGUCUGUGAUUCAGAAAUAGGAAUCGUAUGUCAUCAGUCUAACAUCUAAAAACAAACAAAAAAAAAAAAAACAGUUGGUGGAUCAAUAUGAUACAACAAAAACCCACCAAUGUGCUAGCUUCCUCGCGCUACAAGUACAUCGAUUCUUUCACUUCGUUCUUUACAGACGAGAGGUUAUUCACUUGCAGAAAAGAGAGAGCCUAAAAAGCCAACAUUUGGGCAUUUAAUGUACAGUAAAUUUUAUAAGUUGAAAUUGGGAAAAACAUUGAAGAUGUACUUAUAUUUUUUAUACAAAGCCAUGCAAGUGUUUGAUGCAUCUCUAACAACUCCGUGUGUUGUCAGUAAUAAUAAUAAUUACAAAAACAAACAAAAACCCAAGGCUGUGUACUGUUAUCCUGUUAGCACAAGCACACUGUACAAUGAUGCUUUCUGCCCUCAAAGUCAAUGUUUCAUUUUGAGCAUGCCUCUCAUGUCUUUCUUUGGGAAAAUCAAAGUUAUAUGUCGUGUUUACACGUAAGGAAAAAAA